Molecule: messenger RNA, 3810 nt
Organism: Symbiodinium necroappetens
Lineage: Eukaryota; Dinophyceae; Suessiales; Symbiodiniaceae
Source: the annotation of a GenBank genome assembly
AUGGAGACGAAGCUAUCGUCCUUCCUGCACAGAGCAGAGUGGGCUUUGCUGUCUUUGGAACCUGGCAGCCUGGGUCCAAAAGUCGAUCCCGACCUACGAGGGCCCGAGGGGUUCGACUGCACGGCCUUGCAGAAGCUCUUGGAGCCGACCCGUGGAGGUGAGCUGGUGACCGUGUUGUCGGAUCCAUGGCUGGAGGAGCUCUCGAAAGUCCUCUCGCGCCAGGCGGUCGAUGCAGCCCUGGCUGCCGGCGGUCUGCACCGUCUCGUUCUGGAUCUGACCUCAGCUAGCAUGUCCUUCUUGGAUGCUCCCUCGGGCAGCAGACCGGUCCGCGAGCGAGCGUUGUACAUGCUCGGGGUCGUGUUUCUUCAGCACUAUAUGCGGGCAAACUGCACCGGCCCGGCCAAGGAUGAGGAUGAUGCCUGCCUGCCUUUCCACCCUUCUGCCUCUAUAGAGGAAGGUACCCCAAGUGCUAUCCUUGGCGCCUUGGAGGCAGACGGAGAGCCGUGCUACGAGUUGCUGGUCUGUCCUGGGUACCUUUGGCUAUCGGCCCUGAUGUUCCGACUGGUGCCAAGUGAAAUGCCGAACUUCGAUGGCGCGGCCCUGCCCUUCUGGCGUGCUCGCUGUGCCUUUGCUUGGCAGCUCAGUUUGGCAGAGGCCUCUGAAAGGGGUUGUGGCCAGAGCCCAUCACUCUUCCGGGCCUCUGUGUACGAGCUGGUGUCCGGAGAAGCUUCGCCGCUCUCGACCAAGGGCUUCCUGGAAGCUUCCGCACUCUCAGCCAUUCAAGCCGCCACGGCCCCGCUCCUGGAUACCUGGAAGCGGUCCACGGAACGGCCACCGGCAGUUACCCCAACCAUAACCCUGCCAAAAGCCCAGGAGUCGGAGACCGAGGUGGAGGGCAGUGAUGCCUUGGAGGCCCUCCUCGAUGUCUUUGAGCCCCCGGCACGAGCCCCAGCCUCCGCGGAAGUGCCAGGGGCCGUUCGGGCCACGGUCCUCGUCGAGUUGGCGAAUCGCCUCUGCUGGUACAGCCGCCUGAAGAUCUGGGAGAAGAGCAGCGAUGCAGCCUGCAAGGCGAUAGGCUUCCACUACGAGCUUACUGGUGUGAUGGGCAUUAAGAGAGAGUUCCAGACGACCGAGUUUGCACAGCUGGUUGUCCGAGCGAAAAGUCAGGCGGCCGGCAAAGGCAUUGAAGUAGAAGAGUCUGAUGCCAAGAAGCCCGAGACACUUAGCUUGAAAACAGUGGACGACAUGACGGACGUGCUUGAGGUCCCUAAGCUUUCCAAGUCUGUUGACGAGGAGGUGCGGCUUGAGAUCGAAAGGCCCUUGACCGUCACUGAACAGAUUAUUCUUCUUUCCCGGUGUCAAUACAUCUGGGCAUCUAGCAAUCCCAACGACGAGAUGGUGCUGCAAGAGAUCAACGCUUUAGCACAGCGCGUUGUCAAGACGCAAGACAAGGCGAGGGAGGAGGAGGCAAACGAAGGGCCCUUAUUUACUGCAAAUUGGCUAACCUUCAGCUGUGGUCUUUGGUACCGCUGCCGAGCCGAGCAUCACCGAAAUAAGACUCGCGAGCGCGCAGCAUUCCAACUGCAGUCCUUGGUGGAUCAGUUUGCAGACGAACGUCCCUCUGCUGCCCAUCGACUGCGCACGGUCCACAGCGCCGGGUACCCGGCCCGAUUCCACCUCCAGCACGAAAUGGCCACCCGCAUGAUGCGCAUGGGGAUGAUGAGCACUGCCCACGAGCAGUUCAAGAAGCUGAGGAUGUGGCCCGAGGCCGUGGAGUGCCUCAUCUGUGCCGAGCGUAACGUGGAGGCUGAGGACAUGGUGAAGGACCUAAUCGAAAAACAGCCGUCGCCCCGGCUGUGGUGCUGCCUUGGUGAUAUCGUCAAGGACCCUGCUCACUACGAGAAGGCAUGGGAGCUUUCCAAUCGACGCUUCGCCAGAGCCCAGCGGGCUCUUGGUAAGUACUACUUUGACAAGAAGCAACUGGACAAAGCGGUGGAGUCCUUCAAGCUGGCUCUCGACAUCAACCCCAUGUUCGAGGGCAUUUGGUUCACUCUAGGUGUUGGCCUGAUGCAGUUGGAGAGGAUGGAGGAGGCCAUGAUCGCCUUCUCCCGCGUACUUUCCAUCAACGACGAGGACGGCCAGGCGUGGGCGAACCUUGCUGCCGUACACCUGCACCAAGACCGCGUGAAGUGUCGAGUUCUGGUUCAAAACCUGGCUACAGACAGCUUGCUGAUCCUCGUAAACAUGCCGUGGUUCUACAGCCUUUUCCUUGCUGCUGGGGCGGUGACGGCGGCUGCGACGGCGUCCGCGACGGCCGCGACAUGCCUCAAUGCCCAAGCCUACGGCUCGGCGGAGCAGCGAGGGGAGCCCUUCAGCAAGAACGUCCAGGACGCGGAGACCUGCCAGUCAUCCUGUGCGAGCUCAAACAAUUGCCGCUAUUUCACCUACGACACGAGCACAGCAGACUGCUGGCUGCUGGACCAGGUUCUCUUCUUGCAGAUCGACGAAAGCGCCAUCUCGGGUACCGUGGACUGCAUUCUUCAACAGCACGAUGAAGAUACGAGGAGUGAGCAUGUCAUGGGCGGGCUGAAGAGAGCGGCCGAGUUUGUCUACGAUCGGACGACGGAUGACCAGAUGCGAAACGAUGCGAAGCACGUCAAGUGGUCCUGUGAGAACGGCUUCCUAGAAGAGGAAAGUUAUGGGAGUGUGAGACGAGUGAUGAUGGAGCUCUCAAACCUCGUCUCCGCACCGGCUGGGCUCGAGGAAGCUGCUUCGCACGGGGCGAUCCUUACGACGGAUGAUGUCCACUGGCUCACGAGUCACAUGAAAGGUGAGGACGUUAUGAGCCUUCACCUGGGUCACCUGGCGGACUACGAAGAUGCAGAGACAGGUGCGUCCAACAGUGCUUGCGAGAACGCUAACAUUGGCUGUGACGAAGGUGGAAGCUUUGGAGCCGGCACACCUUGGACGAAUGCCAUUGUGAAGUUUUGCUUUGACAUCCACAUUGCCCCAAGUGCCCGGGAAGCCUUGACAUGUGCCAUGCAGAAGGUCUCAAGUCAUCUACCUGGCAUCGUCUUCCAGAAUGUGCAAUACACCGGGGUCGACACAUGUGGUCAGUCGCCGGCCAUCUUCAUGCAGUCAAACGGCCGCCGCAGCGGCCAUGGCUGCUGGGCAGACAUCGGCAUGUCCACGUCCUUGUUCGGAGGGAAUCAGAAGUUGAACAUACAAACUCCUGGCUGUGACAACUGCGGCACCGCAACUCAUGAGCUUCUCCAUGGCCUCGGAAUGGCGCACGAGCAGGCGAGAUCGGAUCGGGACCGAUAUGUCACCAUCCUAUGGAACAACAUCAAGCCCGGAAUGGAUAAUCAGUUUACCAAGAACUCAAAAGCGGAUACUAACCGCCCGUAUGACCUCAUGUCCAUCAUGCACUACGGCUCCCGAUCGUUUUCGAAGAACGGCCGGGACACCAUGAUAGUGAAGCCUGCGGCAUACCACGUCUACACGACAGACCCUUCGCAGUAUCAGUUCUACAGGAUUGGUCAGCGCAUGGGAAUGAGCACGCAAGAUGUGUCCCAACUCUCGGACUUGUACGGAUGUGACGACUUUAGCCGCUGCAAGCCCGUGAGAGGUGGUGGCAACUUCCUCGCCGACGUGUUUUCUCCCGCGGGAAUGUCCUCCGGAUCAGGUUUGAUCAUUGUGAUAGUGGUGGCCUUGGUGGUCCUCCUCGGCGGGUGCGCGGUUUUCUUCUGCUUCUGCAGUGGCAGUCGUCAGGCCAAGGCAGUGAGACCGUAUCAGAGAAUGGGACCAUGA